ACCGACAUUAAUUAUGAUAUUCAGAUACAUUGUAUCAAUGUACCUGUGAAACAUUUUGUUAUAAAAAAAUAAUAUUGUUACGGAAAACGUGAAUUUAAUUAUAUAUGUGGAAGGUGCACUCUAAGAAAUAGGAAUAUAUAUUGGUGGAGAACGCUAACAGUAUUCAAAACAAUGGUGGAGACUGCCUGUGAUCCCACAUUUGAGAGGCAUUUCAAGGGUCACAGAGAUGCAAUUACAGCCUUGUGUUUCCAUCCAAAUACUACCCAACUCGUAUCGAGUAGUCUGGAUAAAACACUAUUGGUGUGGAACCUGACAGAGUCAACGCGAGCUUACAGAUUUAAGGCUCACAGAGAUGGUAUUCUGGAUGUCUGUUACGCGCCAUCUGGAGAAGUCAUAGCUAGUGCUUCGAAAGAUAGAUCUGUAAGAAUCUGGGUUCCAAAAAUUACAGGUCAAUCUAUAGACUUUAAGGCUCACUUUUCUGCUGUGAGGUCGGUACAAUUUAGUCCAGACGGGCAGAAGUUGCUCACUGCAUCAGAUGAUAAAAGUAUAAAGUUGUGGUUGGUAUGUCAAAGAAGAUUCCUCAUGGCGUUCAGUGAGCACACAAAUUGGGUGCGGUGCGCCAAGUUUUCUCCUGACGGUAGGCUCCUGGUGUCCUGCAGCGAUGACAAGACGAUCAAAGUAUGGGACAUUAGCAGCGGCGAGUGCAUCAAGACCUUCAAUGAGAUAAAAGAUCCUGCCGCGUACGUGGAGUUCCAUCCAAGUGGCGCAGCCAUCGGGUCGGCAAACGUGGGCGCGUGCAUUAAAUUGUACGACCUGAGAACUGGUUCUUUGUAUCAGCAUUAUGCCGCUCAUACAGGACCUGUAAAUAUGAUCAAGUUCCACCCGAAGGGUAACUUUAUGUUAACGGCCUCCAACGACUCUACCAUAAAAGUUCUAGAUCUCUUGGAGGGUCGACCAAUCUACACGCUCAAGGGGCACGCCGGUGGCAUAACGUCGAUCACGUUCUCGCAAGACGGUGACUUUUUCGCUUCAGGCGGCGCAGAUCGGCAGGUCCUGAUGUGGAAGUCCAACUUUUGUAGGGAUGACAUAGCUAAGAAGGCUUCUAAGCGAUUAAUACUUCCUGCCAGCAAACAAGAAUUUGACGAUACGGAUGAAAAGUCAUUUGUGGAUAGCGACAGACCCGGGGAAGAUGCGCGAGAGGACCGGGACCGAGAGGAAGAUUUAUCUGACGUACUAGAAGAGCUGAACUUGGAAACAGACAGGAAGCACCCGUGCGAAGGACCCGUAGCCGAAAUCCCAGGAACACAAGUGGAACCAAAAGUGAUCAAUACAAGGAACAUCAAGUCAUCGGGAAAAGCGCGCGUGGCAAAUGUACUAAUCCCGCAAGAUCAAGCCUUGUCCUACGCGCAUUCGUCUAGUCAGUCCGUUAAAGUUAUGGAAGCUCUUUGUGAUCAAGUGCAGUCGCUGCAUGACGCUGUGAGCGUGUUGGAACAACGCAUGACAGUAUUAGAGGAAGCGCUUGAGAAAUGAUUAUUUGACAAUAUCUUUUUUACUAUUAGACCAUAAUUAUUUUGUGUGCGUGUGGUGUGUGUGUAUGAGCAUAAUUUGAAUUGAAUAUCUUUGUGAUCGUGUCAGAUCACAGAUUACAGAUAUGCGAUAUUUAUUAUACGAGGGAGAAAUGUAUUUUGUGAUAUAUUACGUACUCGGAAAUUUUAAUCCACAAUGUAAGAGUUGCAUGGAAAAGACAUUUUAUUAUAAAGAACUUAAGUAUAA
This is a messenger RNA of Ooceraea biroi (clonal raider ant), 1773 nucleotides long. RefSeq names its product Proteome of centrioles 1 (gene Poc1). Gene Ontology annotation, molecular function: protein binding. Gene Ontology annotation, cellular component: ciliary basal body; centriole. The record is from RefSeq and is a predicted model, not a curated record. NCBI's taxonomy places the organism in Eukaryota, Metazoa, Arthropoda, Insecta, Hymenoptera, Formicidae. Gene Ontology annotation, biological process: cilium assembly.